Messenger RNA from Hemibagrus wyckioides, 3559 nucleotides. RefSeq names its product mannosyl-oligosaccharide glucosidase-like. The record is from RefSeq and is a predicted model, not a curated record. NCBI's taxonomy places the organism in Eukaryota, Metazoa, Chordata, Actinopteri, Siluriformes, Bagridae. Gene Ontology annotation, cellular component: endoplasmic reticulum membrane. The transcript is spliced from 6 exons. Gene Ontology annotation, biological process: oligosaccharide metabolic process; protein N-linked glycosylation. Gene Ontology annotation, molecular function: Glc3Man9GlcNAc2 oligosaccharide glucosidase activity. Bases 678 to 3206 code for a protein of 842 amino acids.
UUUGUCUACGUCAGCAGACUGCGACGCGUGGACGCGUGGUGUGUCCGAAGCUUCCUGCAGCUGUGAAUUUUUUAGUUAAAGGCGCUCAAUUAAAUUCCCUUCUUCGUCAUUUCCGGACAAGCAUAUAUAGCGUUUAUAGAGUGUGACACGUAUAACGGCUUAUUAACGUCACGCUAUGAACGUUAGAAAAUAUUGUUGCGUGACGAAGAAAGACAGCUGACCAAUCACCAAUGAGAUGACCAGGACAACUACACAAGAUACCCGGAAGUGGCAACCCCCCCGAGUCAGGUGGGCUUGAGCAACCCGGUACUUACUCCGUUAAGGUAGAUAUAAUUCCGCGUAAGUCGCGUAACUCGCGUAUAAUAACUCGCGUUUAAACCGUGAUUAUUGAGCAUUUUUCCCGUUAUCGGGUCAGUUCCAGGGGGUUACACUCAUGUAACCUGCAACACAGGAAAUAAUAAAGAAGAAAAAAGGAAGCUAGGACGCUACAGAAGGAUUGAAAUGUGUUUAUUCAUUCUGUAUUUCCGGGUCUGGCUGUGUUGUUAACAAGUUAUUUCAGGAUGCAGAAGAGAGGGAUAGGUGGAGAGAGAGAUGAUUCGCUGUGGAGACCCCUGAAGGGAAAAGCUGAAAGAAGAAGAAGAAGAAGAUUUCGAUUUUAAUGCCAGGUCAAGUCAAAUAUGGGGAGGCCCAGGAAGAGGAAUGUGGUCAUUGAUGGAGAGUCUCAUUCUCAGAAAGAGGAGAAACCACCAGUUGUGGUCAGGAAGGAAAAGGAAAAGAAAAAAGAAAAGACAAACGUGAGCAAGAUCUUCAUCAACAUCUCCAUCGGCUUGUGCAUUUUCAGCCUCGUCUGGUUCUUCUACGCCCUGUACAUGCGCUCGGCCAUGGCCAGGAGAGCUGUGACGCGUCAUCCUUCACCCCGGGUCUUAGAUGCCAACAGCACCACUGCAGCUGUGUCUCCUGAGAGAUUCUGGGGCUCGUAUCGACCACACGUUUAUUUUGGCAUGAAAACAAGAAGUCCAAGAUCUGUGGUCACAGGCUUGAUGUGGAUGAGACAGUUCUCUCCCAAGGGCGUUGAGCUGAGGCACACAUGUGAGCAGGGGGACAAAUUGCAUUCCUACGGCUGGCUAAUGCACGACGGCAUCAACUUUGGCAUGCAGCAGAUCAAAGACUCCGACUUUACGCUCACCACGACCUUCGUGAAACGUUUGGGAGGAGAACACGGUGGCGACUGGACGUGGAGAAUUAUCGGCAAGGAACGUAGCUCUGGUCCUAAUGCUCCAGUCAUCUCACUGAUGUUCUACGUGGCUGCAGAUACCCAGGGUUCCCUGCAAGCUCACAUUGAGAAUAAGACACGCUUAAGCCAUGUUACAGGCACUUCAGAGGAACUUGGGGAGUUCAAAAUCACUUUCAGCAAACCCACCGGUGGAGCAGCAUCUCCCAAUAAAUAUGCAAGCUAUAAUUACUUGCAGACACAAAGCCCUGGUCUGAACCAAUUAACAGACAUUGUGAAAAACAGCCUGAGUUACAGAUUUGUUUUCAGUCCAUCCACUGAUCAAAGAAGGCCUUACAUCGCUGUGGAUACCUACACACCUCCUCCACAAAAUGAUAAUCGCAUCCAGAGUGACUUUGUGGUGCACCAGGUUACUGUCCAAGUCCCAUUCCAGAUUGAGGUUUUAUUUGAGUCCGGAAGUUUUCAUGACCGGCCCAAUCAGCUGAAGGGCUCUGUGCUGACUGAGGAGCUUACGAGGCUGAAAUUGUCCUACAAUGAGAAGUUUGAAGAGACAUUUAGUCUCCAGGCUAAAGGGUUUACUCCAGAUCAGGUGAGGUUUGGCAAAGCUGCUUUAAGCAACAUGCUUGGUGGUAUGGGCUACUUCUUUGGACAAUCCGUGGUGCAAUCGAAUUAUCAUGAUUAUCCCAUUUUUUACCCUGAGGGUGCCUUGUUCACCGCAGUGCCCUCCCGCUCCUUCUUCCCAAGGGGUUUCCUGUGGGAUGAAGGCUUCCACCAGCUUCUCAUCAGUAAGUGGGACCCUCAGUUGACACGUGAGGCUGUUGCUCACUGGCUGGAUUUGAUGAAUGUGGAAGGCUGGAUCCCACGUGAGCAGAUCCUUGGUGAUGAGGCACUCAGCAAGGUCCCUUCAGAGUUUGUGGUGCAACACACUGAAAAUGCAAAUCCACCAACAUUCUUUCUUGUCCUGGAGAAGAUUUUGGAACAGCUUGAUAAACCUACAAAUGCACCACAAUUGCAAGAUGCUCUACCUUUCCUACGAAGAUUGUACCCCCGAUUGCAGACAUGGUUCGACUGGUAUAACACCACUCAAGCUGGACCCUUGCCCAACUCCUACCGUUGGCGUGGGAGGGACAAGGACACCAACCGCUUCCUCAACCCUAAGACCUUGACUUCCGGGCUGGAUGACUACCCUCGUGCAUCACACCCUUCCGAAGAUGAAAGGCAUGUGGAUUUGCAUUGUUGGAUGGUUCUUGUAUCGCGGAUCUUAACAAGCAUAGCGCGGCUGCUUGGGGAACCCCAUCAGGAGUAUGAGCACACCUACCAGACCCUCAGCAACAACAGCCUUCUGAGUGAGUUGCACUGGUCUGAACAGCUUCAUGCCUUCUGUGACUAUGGUAACCACACUCAGGCAGUGUCAUUGCAACAAGAAAAGGUUUUUGUGCCACCCAGGCCGAUGAGGCAGCAGUUACCAGUAAAACGCCUGGUGCGGUCAGUGCGCAAAGCCCCUAAGCUUCAAUAUGUGAAUGCACUUGGCUACGUUAGUCUGUUUCCAUUCUUGCUUCAGGUCCUGACACCCGACUCUCAAAAAUUAGAGUACAUUCUGAAAGACAUUCGGGAUCCUGCUCGCUUGUGGACACCCUAUGGCUUGCGCUCACUUUCACGUUCAGAUCCAAUGUAUAUGAAACGCAACACAGAGCAUGAUGCCCCCUACUGGCGUGGGGCUAUAUGGAUCAACAUCAACUACCUGGCAGUAAGAGCACUGCACCAUUACAGCAGGAAACAGGGACCAUACCAAGAGAAGGCUGCUGAUCUCUAUCAAGAGCUCAGGACUAAUGUCAUCAAUAACAUUUACAAACAGUACCAGGAAACUGGAUAUAUCUGGGAACAGUACAGUGACAGCACAGGUCGGGGAAAGGGUAGUCACCCCUUCACAGGUUGGUCAGCUCUGAUUGUUCUCAUCAUGGCUGAAGAGUACUGACCCCCCUGCAGGUUCUGUACUCUUAAAUUCAAAGGGUGCUGUUAUUUAUCUCAGCAAAUGAUCUGUACUAAUGAUGAAAUGUUUCAUUGCUUGUCAGAAAAAGAAAUUGUGUGUUGGAUAACAAAAUCUCUGCUCAACUGAAAAAUGGGGAUUAUUUUUAUUAUGAUGUACUGAGGUUCUUUCAUAAAUCACACUUUAUACAAAAUGGAAUAUUGGAGAAACAUUUCUCUUUUAAUUGUGAUUAUGUAAUAAAUUUAUGCUCAGGUGUUAAAUUGCACUGGGGUUUUGUGUGUGUUUAGAAAUGAUAAGAGAAUUCAGGUGUGUUCAUAAGAAUAAAAUGAUACCUCCCUAAA